Molecule: messenger RNA, 2449 nt
Organism: Haliotis rubra (blacklip abalone)
Lineage: Eukaryota; Metazoa; Mollusca; Gastropoda; Lepetellida; Haliotidae
Exons: 17
Coding region: 63-2378 (771 amino acids)
Source: RefSeq, a predicted model, not a curated record
CUUGAAUUUGGGCGACCUUGCAGACGAUAGCUUUGGAUGAAAGGUUUCUUUAGAAGAUUAACAUGGCUCUCAAUGAUGGUACAGUUAUGGACUUGGACAGACUGAUUCAGAGUUGUGAAUUUGAAAACAAGCAGUAUGUGAAGUUAAUAGAAAAAGAGAAUCAGCAAACUGAAGCCUAUGAAAGAGAAAUUGAGGAGAGGGAAAGGGAAACAUUCAAGCUGGAAGCAGCUAUUUCUCAACUUGAUGAGGACACAAAACGUGCUCACAAACAGUUUACCCUGAACAGAGACAACUGUGAAAGUCUGAGGAAGACGAUGGUGGUCCUAAUGGAGCAUGAAGUGGCCCUCAACAGAAAGCUGAACUGCCUCAUUGCCAAUGGAGAAGAUGAAAGACUCCAGCAUGAAGGUGUGGUGAAACACUAUGAAGACAUCUAUGCUGACUAUAUGGUGAAGUACAAGACAUUUCCCUUAGUGAAGGAUCUGGCAGUGUACCGGGAGCAGAUAGCUGCCAAGGAACAAAUCCUGCAAGCAACUGAAGAUAAAAUCAACACUCUAAAGAGACAGAUUGAUGAGGCACAAGGAGGAUCAGAGGUCAGCUUUAAAAACCUGAACAAAUUCAUCAUCAAGCUUGCUGAGAUGAAGCUGGACACCGAACAUGCUGUGUUGGAGAAGACUCAGUUUGAGGCCGAGCUGGGGGAGAUUCAAGAGAAGCACUCCAGACAAGAGGAGGAAACAGAUGUAAUAGCUAGACAGGGGACUGAUGAACAGCCAGCCAACAUUUCUGAUGACAGCUUUGGAGAAGAUAUGUCCACCAUGAUAGGAAUCUACAACAACAAGGCUGAAACUGGUGUGAAUAUCAACAACUCUGCAGAGAUUCAAGAGCUAACUGUUAGCAUGAACACGCAGUCACUUCCUGCAUGUGAUGUUGUGAUGAAGAGUAUUCACCAGCAAGCAUCGACACCUCAACUGACAACUGCUGAAGAGAUCCCAGUGACUAGAAUGUCUGAGAUCCAUAUCAAUGCUUCUCUACUCUCUCCCAGCUUACAGACAAGGGCCCCUCCCUCUUCGCCUGCUGAACAAAAUAUAACACCUGUUCCUGUUGCUAAUGACAGCACACAGAGCAGGGUCUCACCUCUUGUUAUGAGGAUGGGGACACAAAGCAUUACCACACCCACCUCACACUCACCGCAGUCUACCAGCUUUAGGUCACCCCAGGCAGUUUUUAUGCCAAGUUUUAUAUCUAAGGAGACAAAAUCACAGCUCCACCCAGGACACUCAAGAUCGUUCAUUCCGAAGACAGUACACUCACCUCAGAUCCCACACUUUCCAAAAUCUACAUCUGUGCCUGCUCUCAAAGUGAAACAUGGCGUCAACUCUAUCCAGUCAUCGGGCAAACAGUCAGGACCUUCCUUGGUCAUACCUGUAAGGGAGCAGAAAAGACACUCAGCAUCUGUCCCUAGGUUGCCAAUAGUACUGAACCAGAUCCGAGUACCAGCAAAACAAGCACCUGUUCCUCCAUCUACUCCAGAAGGUCAAAAAAGCACAGAAGCAGUUGGCGCAUCUCGAUUCCUGUCUCCAAUCAGUGAGCCUCAACCUCAUCACUACCCUUCAUAUCCAAAUCUGACUGCCCCACGAAAAUUGGAUGCUGGCCCAGUGGGACACCCCAUGUCCAUUGUGGAACACACAUCCACCACACCUGUAACAUCCCAUCAUUUUGAUAAGCCAGGUGAGGUUUCAGGUCCCAGCAAGAGUCCCCAGGAAGCACCCGAUAAUGUUGUCAUGGAGAGCCCUGACAGAUCAAAGCCAUGUCCGACCACUCCAGGCCAGACUGUGGAAUAUCAAAUUGAUCCAGAGAGUCCAUUUGACCUGGAGAAACACCUUCAGAAGGUCAACUCCCUGGCCAAGUCCCCGGGAGGACCGAUGUACACCCAGAGACCAAUGUUUACGGGUGAUGGGGCACAAAUUGAGAGUAAAAGUCCAGGUCCAUUUCUACAGACUUUCAGUUCAGGGGAAACUCACUCACUCAACAAGUCAUCGAGUGAUGGCAGAUCAGAGGUUGACCAGCUGAUGUCGAGCAUGUUCAGUUCUUCUCCUGAUACUCCUCUGUCUGGGAAUCUGUUCCAGGCACAAGAUAAGACGGACCACCCUGAAACAGCAGAAACAAGUUUUAUCUUCAGUAGAGGAUCUGAGCGAAGCGAUCGUUCAAGUUCCUUCCUGUCCAUGUUUGAGUCACCAACCAGAGGAGCCAGAACACCACAAAACUUCAGUUUCAAUUUUGGCAGUGACAACACUCCUACACCGAACAAGUCCGAUUUUGCCUUUUCCUUCGGCAGUGGUGGAGGGGAAGACCGGUCACCCUCCAUCUUUAACUUGUUUUAAGUUGAAAAAUUGUUACUUGUCGUUAAUGCUGUUCCAUCACAAAUGUCAUAUUACAGUUGAUAUCUAUACUU